Acanthaster planci (crown-of-thorns starfish) is the source of this 3775-nucleotide messenger RNA. RefSeq lists its product as uncharacterized. Gene Ontology annotation, biological process: positive regulation of canonical NF-kappaB signal transduction; positive regulation of JNK cascade. Gene Ontology annotation, cellular component: plasma membrane. NCBI's taxonomy places the organism in Eukaryota, Metazoa, Echinodermata, Asteroidea, Valvatida, Acanthasteridae. The record is from RefSeq and is a predicted model, not a curated record. Gene Ontology annotation, molecular function: protein binding; signaling receptor activity.
CCCUGUAUUUAGUCCAAAGUUUCGAAAGAAGUCAUGCUUGCGCUACACAAUCUUCGGUCAUGCCACGGUAUGCGUUGUACAGUGCUACUGCUAGUGCCACUGCGUUUAGGCAUGGUAGUGAAUCUGGUGUUGGAAAAUUCCUGCUAACUGUAACAUUGUUACGAUCGUGAUGAGAAGUCACCCAGCUGCAGCUGUCAUGGCUAGUACGUUGUCUGUCGGAGUAUUGGCUGCAUGCCUCAUCACGACUGCUGGAGCACCCACUGCUGUGCCCUCAUGCUCGAACCUUGCCGAUGGUACACCCCAGUUCUAUGAUGAGCAAAAUCAGCAAUGUCAUCCUUGUGAAAGGUGUGAUCCGGGUGAAGGUUUAUCUGAGGUGUGUGGUGAUGGCCUAGGUAAGAAUGCUCAGUGUCUGCCGUGCAAGGAAGGCACCUUUUCACCUGUCUCCCGCGCCCAUGUGUGUGACUCCUGCCGCCUCUGCGACAACACCCAAAAUGAUAAGAUACCUUGCACUCGCACUACAGACCGGGAAUGUGGCCCCUGCAAGCCUGGAUAUUUUCGUCAUGAUGAGCGCAAUGAUCACUGUGUGAGUUGUGCUGAUGAGCGCCACAUCUACCUCUAUCCAGACUGUCUCAGGUCAACAUCUCCACCAGCCGGGGAGGACCCUCACAACAGAGGUCUUCGUAACCUGACAUCUUCAUCACCUAGUCCUAUAGGAAGUCCUCUGAGAAGCCCUUUCACCAUUGUCCUCAUAGUGAUACUUGUAAUUGUCGUUGUGGUGGUGGUGGUCAUAGUUGUGCUUACUGUAAAGUUUUGUCCCCCAAAAUGUGUCCACAACAAUGCAACAACAAGAGGGUCGCCAACAUUGGAAAACAACCGCACAAGAGGCUCAAACAACUCUGACCCCCAACCAGAGAAUACACGCUUAAUAACACCAGCUCCUGAUCCCUCCCAGACCACACCAACCGGUGAAAGAACACAAAGAGCCAUACCAUUUGAAGAACCACCCACUGAUGAUGACAACGAGGCUGUUCCAAGCGUGCCGAGUUCCGUUUGUGAUGAAGGACAGACAGACAACGAUGGAAGUGAUGAUCGGAGGGGUUCCAACCAGUCAUCAGCGAGUAAUACCACACGGGACAGCUCCACACUGCCUGGUGGAGACCCCCAGGAUAAGGAAGCCAAACGAAGCCAAUUUCUGGAAAGGUUUCAGCAAGCUAAGAAGUACACCAAAGAUGUUACCAUUUCACAGAUGCACAGGGCAGAUAAAGAGUUACUUAGGGACCACAUGCAUGAAGAUCCACAGCGGCUCCACAUCUCUACAAGAUUUAACUUUGUCCGUUUUGCUGAGCUUUUCGACAUUCCAGAAAUGGAGGUGCGGAAAAUGCAUUCAGCCCUGGAUGUUUUAGAUUACCUCGCAGCACACAGGGAGGUUGAAUUGACCGUGCCAGAGUUAUGUCAGAUACUGUAUGACAGUCAUAAGUGUUGUCAUAUUGUGCGAGACCUUGUUAAUGAAAUUAUCGAUCGAGUUGAACAAAAAUUCUCUUGAUGUUUGAGAUGAUAUUUUCCCAAUUACUUAAUUGGUAGACUGUGCAAAAGAUAUGUGUAACUUGGUGUAUAUUAUUAGUACUUGUGAUAUUAUUAGUACUUGUGAUAUUAUUAGUACUUGUGAUAUUAUUAGUACUUGUGAUAUUAUUAGUACUUGUGAUACAUCUGCUCCGGAGCCUGAGAGUAAACGAUCGCACCAUGAACUUCUAGAGCCCUUGCAUGGUCUUGCUUACGAGCAUUUUCGUAGUUAAUUUUAUAGUUAAAGAGAUAGACUGCUUGAUUUUUAUAUUUUUUUACUUUUCAUAUGAUUUAUUGUUUCCCCUAAGGCUGAGGUCAUCCGAUGAUUUCUGCUAUUGAUAUAGCAGAGGGGUUCUACAUUUUAGUUGAGUUUUUGGCCCGUAAAUGUUUUAAAACCUUCAGAGUGAUAGCAAAUGAGGGAAAUCCCCUUCUUUGAUCUUAAUCUGGAGCCUUUUCCAAUGGCUUCUAACUGUCAUUGACACCUGAACUAUCUCAAAGAAUUGUGGUACAUAUAGCAGAGGAUAUGACCACAAGUCACAGAAAUUAAUGUUCAGUCUUAUGGGCUGUACACAUUAUGGUGUCUCCAGUACCUGUACUGCAGUGUAAGAUCCAUCCUUGCAGAGUAUGCAAUAUCCAGGUUUGUAGUAACUGACUGUGCAUAAAGUGUUCAUGUGUCUAAUUCACACUUGCCUUAAUGCCGUGCGACUGCCAUAAGUGAAAGAUCAGUUUUUGCACAGACUUAACUUUAAUGUGCUAGAAACAAUUCUUUAGAGAGUAUAUUUCCCUUUUGGUUUUCUUAAGCAGUCAUUAAUUAAAAGUGAAGACCUUCCUACACAUAAUCGAAUUUAAGGGUUUCAGAAGCAUGCCACAAUGAAUGAACUUCAGUCUUUAUUUUAAUUUCAGUGACAAUUCAACCGUUGAAUCUAGGGAAUAUCAUUGCUUGUACAUGCUGCUCCAACACUGCACAAAUGUGAUAGUAACUUAGUAAGUAGAUAGUUUGAAGAGUAACCAAAUAUCUAAAGCAUUUCAAAUGAGUUGUUGAUAAGCUUGUAUAAAGGAUAUAAUUGCUUUGGUGUACCAUUUAAUGGUGUAAUCAAAAUAUGUUUGUUUUAGAAGUAUGGCUAGUUGAUAUCAGAUUAAAUGUUAAUGUUGCCCUGUUGUGCCAUGAAUAUCACCAGGAAUUCUGACAGGUUCAUGAAAUGUUUAGGGAAGGACAUCUGAAAUCAUAGCAGUCUUACUCUUAGUGUGUUCAUUAUGUGUUCACUAAUUGUGAAUCACUGCCAUUAUGCAAUAAUCAGUUUCUAAACUUGGCAGCUUGGAUUCACAAACAUCUUUGCCAUGAUAGUCUGCGAUUGUUUAAAUAAUUCAGUGUCUGAACUUUUGUACAGUUGGUCAUAUCAUGAUAGUGUUUUGAAAGGGUGAGAAAUACAUUUUCAUGUAAUUGUUUUAACUCUCUUUGGAAUGUUUUACAAAGUCCAUAUUUGCUUGAUGUUUUGCCAAAUGACGGUCAAAAAUAGCAGUUACCUGCACUGCUGUUUGAAUUCAUGUGGGUUAGAAUUUACACAAAUUAAUAAACACCUAAGGUAAAUUGAAAGCCAGCCGUCCAAAAUGUUUGAACCACUUUUAAAAACAAGUAAACAGAAAAGAAAUCAAAAUGAACAAGAGAAAUGGGACUAACUGAAAUGAGAUUGUUGAUAAACUUUCGUCCACUGGGUGCAAGAAUUCUAGCCGGGGACCAACAGCAGCAUUUUUGCAAGCUAAGUAAGGACGUACAUGUACAUGUGUACAGUAGUAUACAUUAGUUGAAUUUUUGCUUCAGUCAUGUACUGUAGAGUUGACUUGGUUAUAUGUACCUUAUCCCUACAUAGCUUUUGCGGCUGAUUGGUUCAACGUUUAGGAAUAUGACUCUAGCAGGGAAUUCUAUGCCUUUUAUGCUACUUGUUUCUUACCCAGAAACAUUAAUAUGGACAGCCAAUGUUAUUCACACAAUAUACAGUACUAUAUACUUCCAUUUCAGGAAAACUGCACUCUGCAUGUUUAACAAAGGAUGUUUUGUACUCACUUUUAAAUCAGUACUGAAAUAAUGUGUUCUGAUGGUUUCAUAUUCUUCUAUGAAUCAUGUAUAUAUUGUGUAUAUUUACUUCCAUCAGUUUGUACAUUUUCUACGGCUUAAUACAGCAAUAAAAUUGCAAUUUACUCAGAUUCGGCUGCAAGA